CUGCUUUUGGCGUGAAUGACGUGUGAAGAAUAUAAAAAUAUAUUUAUCUUCCAACCACCCAAUGUGCAAUGAAUGGUUGGGUGUAAAAAAAUCAAAUCACCACCAACCGAUCAAAUUAAGUGCAAGCGAGUGUAAAUAAAAAGUAGCAAACAAAUAAAUUAUAGAAGAAAGAAGAACAAAACUUACCUUAUAUAUUUCUCAUAAACACAUAUAAGUGGUGGGAAGUGAAUAUUUAUCGCUUGGUGGAAUAAAAUUAACCAAUACAUCAAGCAACCAAUGAUGGUCAAAAUUUUGGGUCGUCCAUCAGUAAUGUUGAUGUAGAGUGUUAUUGUACAGAUUUAUCUCCCUCACAGUCACAGCGACAAUAACUCUUUCAGCUAGUGUGAUAUAUUGCACAUCAAAUUACGUACUAUCUAACCAACUUGCACCCUCAAAUUUCCUUUUGAAAGAAAGAUCGAUGACAAGUUGACAACGUUAAACAACCCGAUUGCUUAGUGGGCGAUAUAUUAAAACAUCACCGUGCUAAUCAGGGUAUUAUUUAAACAAUUUGAGCAUUAAGUUCUGAUCGGCUGAAAACAACACCAAUAUGCCAUUUCGUUUUCUUGGUGGGUUCAAUCAACUAACCAAAUCCUUUAGCAAUCAAACGUUUUGGAUCCAUGUACACUGUCUUCAAGGCUUUUAGCACCGGUAAAAUUAUUGAAGGAAGGGUGGAAUGGUAAAAUCAGAUUUUCCUCUUUUUUUUUUUUUUUUUUUUCUGGAAGAAACUUUUGAAAAAUCGAAAAGCUGAAUUUAUUUAAAGAGGGGCGUCCACACUCACUCAUCAGUCACUCUCUCACACAAUCUUCUCUGCAUUUUUCCUUUCCCCCAAACAAACAGAGCAGCUUAGCCGCUCCUCUUCCCUCCAUCAAUGGCGGCCGCUUUGAGGAGCUUCCUAGGGAGACGAUCGGCUCACCAGUACCAGCCGCAGCUGCUCCGGAGCGUGGAGAAGAUGUCGACGGAGGCGGCCGCCGGUUCCCCCUCCUCUUCUUCCUUCGCCCAGAGGCUCAGAGAUCUGCCCAAACAUCUCCCCGGCACUCAAAUCAAACCCGACGCUUCCAAGCUUAUUGGGAGAACUCCCCUUGUGUUCCUCAACCAAGUGACUGAAGGUUGUGGAGCUUACAUUGCUGCCAAGCAAGAAAUGUUUCAGCCAACAUCUAGCGUUAAGGACAGACCAGCAUUCUCAAUGUUUGCAGAUGCAGAAGCUAAAAACUUGAUUUCUCCAGGAAAGACUACCCUGAUAGAGCCAACUUCUGGAAACAUGGGCAUCAGCAUGGCGUUCAUGGCAGCAAUGAAAGGGUACAAGAUGGUUCUGACCAUGCCGUCUUACACAAGCAUGGAGAGAAGGGUAUGUAUGAGAGCAUUUGGAGCCGAGCUCAUUCUUACCGAUCCAACUAAAGGAAUGGGGGGAACAGUGAAGAAGGCGUAUGAUCUUUUGGAGUCUACUCCAGAUGCAUUCAUGCUUCAACAAUUCUCCAAUCCUGCCAACACUAAGAUCCAUUUUGACACCACGGGUCCUGAAAUUUGGGAAGACACACUGGGACAAGUGGACAUCUUUGUGAUGGGCAUUGGCAGCGGAGGGACUGUCUCUGGUGUUGGACAGUAUCUGAAAUCACAGAACCCUAAUGUCAAGAUUUAUGGAGUUGAGCCUGCAGAAAGCAACAUUCUGAAUGGUGGCAAACCAGGUCCUCACCAGAUUACGGGAAAUGGAGUAGGGUUCAAACCUGAUAUAUUGGACAUGGACGUGAUGGAGAAGGUUAUUGAGGUUAGCAGCGAAGAUGCAGUGAACAUGGCUAGGAGACUGGCCGUGGAGGAGGGGCUCAUGGUCGGCAUCUCAUCUGGAGCUAAUACAGUGGCGGCACUUAAACUGGCACAGCUGCCAGAGAACAAGGGGAAGCUUAUUGUGACGAUCCAUGCAAGCUUCGGGGAGAGGUACUUGUCGUCGGUGCUGUUCCAAGAGCUGAGGAAAGAAGCUGAGAACAUGCAGCCAGUCUCUGUUGACUGAACAAUCUGCAAAACUUCUUCCAAAUUGUUCAUGUUCCAGGCAUCCUCUCUGUCUGUCUGUCUGUCUGUCUGUCUGUUUGUUGUGUUUUACAGCUUUAGUUGGUGUGUUUGCAGCUCCUAAUUGCCAUCUCCCUGCGUGUAAUACUUAUACUAGUGCUGCCUCAUUACAGAAAGCAAACUUAAUAAGAUCCCUCGACCUAUCUUUAUCCUUUUUUUUUGGCCAAUAAGUCCAUCAGAUACAAUACCCUCAUCUGCCCUCCUGAAUUAUUCUCAACGAUGAUGACGGCAUGGUAACAGGGGGGAAUUGAGCUUCAGGAGUCGCUUCAGCAGCUCUUCCAGCCCGCUCCGGCUGUAAAUCCCAUUCUCCAACAUCAUCUGGGUCAUCGAAUCCCUAAAAAAUCCCCGUACGCGCGGACAAUCAACUUGGUGGUGUGUAGAUAAGAGAAGUUACCAACUGGAAUACUGUGUACACUGUACAUUCCCAGUGAAACUGAUAAAACUGUUUUUUUUUCCCCAGUAAUUCUAGCAGACCUGUGUGAAUUCAGAUCUCCUCAGUUCGGCUAGGACCAUAGUUCUUAAAUUCCCGAAUUUCUAUGCGAAUCAAGAUCAAGAAAAGGAAGUUUUCCAAUCAUUGACUCAAAUCCAUUGUCAAACCCCACUCAGCCGAAUAUGGAGGUACUUAUGGCCGAACGGGCCAAUCUGGUCUUUCACAAUAAAGUGAUAGAUGGGACUGCCAUUAAACGCCUUAUUAGCCGAUUGAUAGAUCACUUCUUUCCACAGAGGCCAGAUUUAGCCCAUGAUAAAAAAAUAGAAAACAAAAUGCGUCUGCCGAAACUGAUAAAACUGUUUUUUUCCCCAGUAAUUCUAGCAGACCGGUGUGAAUUCAGAUCUCCUCAGUUCGGCUAGGACCAUAGUUCUUAAAUUCCCGAAUUUCUAUGCGAAUCAAGAUCGAGAAAAGGAAGUUUUCCAAGCAUUGACUCAAAUCCAUUGUCAAAUCCCACUCAGCCGAAUAUGGAGGUACUUAUGGCCGAACCGGCCAAUCUGGUCUUUCACAAUAAAGUGAUAGAUGGGACUGCCAUUAAACGCCUUAUUAGUCGAUUGACUCAAAUCCAUUGUCAAAUCCCACUCAGCCGAAUAUGGAGGUACUUAUGGCCGAACGGGCCAAUAUGGUCUUUCACAAUAAAGUGAUCGAUGGAACUGUCAUUAAACGCCUUAUUAGUCGAUUGAUAGAUCACUUCUUUCCACAGAGGCCAGAUUUAGCCGAUUAGCCGAUUGAUAGAUCACUUCUUUCCACAGAGGCCAGAUAACGCCUUAUUAGUCGAUUGAUAGAUCACUUCUUUCCACAGAGGCCAGAUUUAGCCGAUUAGCCGAUUGAUAGAUCACUUCUUUCCACAGAGGCCAGAUAACGCCUUAUUAGUCGAUUGAUAGAUCACUUCUUUCCACAGAGGCCAGAUUUAGCCGAUUAGCCGAUUGAUAGAUCACUUCUUUCCACAGAGGCCAGAUUUAGCCGAUUGAUAAAAAAAUAGAAAACAAAAUGCGUCUGCCGGGAGUCGAACCCGGGUCUAUUGCUUGGAAGGCAAUUAUCCUAACCGUUGGACUACAAACGCCUUGAUGUUAGCCUGUACCCAAAGACGCUUAUCAUACAAUAAUAUCAGAUUCCACGACUUUUGUUAUAGGACUGUUGUCCAUGUAUAACUAAUAUCACAUGUCCUCAUGCAUGUUGGAUUCAUAAGUAACGUAAAGAGUGAUUUACUGAUAAUAAUUGAAGAUGGCCGCA
Linum trigynum is the source of this 3817-nucleotide messenger RNA. NCBI's taxonomy places the organism in Eukaryota, Viridiplantae, Streptophyta, Magnoliopsida, Malpighiales, Linaceae. The record is from the annotation of a GenBank genome assembly.